AUGCACAUCCUAGGCAGAGAUGAGCAAGUGGCCCUUGCAGAGCACGUGGCUCAGUAUGACGAGGUCAUGAACRUCAACGUCAGAUCUGUAUACCACCUGACUCAGCUCUGUGUACCUCACCUCGUCAAGACCAAGGGUUCUAUCGUUACUGUCUCUAGCGUCAACGGCCAAUGAUCAUUUUUCUCAUUUCCAGGUGUCUAUUGUAUAUCUAAAUCUGCCAUUGACCAAUUCACACGUUGCAUAGCACUAGAGCUGGUAUCAAAGCAAGUACGAGUCAACACUGUCCGUCCUAGCGUGAUCAUAACAUGUGUCCACGGGAGAGCUGGGCGGGAAGAGGAGCAGCAUGCUCAGUUCCUGGAGAAGUGUAAGCAGACCCAUGCUCUGGGUAGAACAGGUGAGGUGGCUCAUGCUAUAGCCUUCAUGGUGUCGGACGCUGUCACAUUCAUCACAGGGGUCAACCUACCCGUGGACAGGGGGCGCUAUGCCAUGUGUCCAAUCCUGUGUCAAUACAAAACCCUGAACUAUCUGUCCGAGCAUAUGCUGGAGGGUUAG
This is a messenger RNA of Salvelinus sp. IW2-2015, 552 nucleotides long. NCBI's taxonomy places the organism in Eukaryota, Metazoa, Chordata, Actinopteri, Salmoniformes, Salmonidae. The record is from RefSeq and is a predicted model, not a curated record.